This is a messenger RNA of Anneissia japonica, 567 nucleotides long. RefSeq names its product eukaryotic translation elongation factor 1 epsilon-1-like. The transcript is spliced from 5 exons. Gene Ontology annotation, biological process: positive regulation of DNA damage response, signal transduction by p53 class mediator. Gene Ontology annotation, cellular component: cytoplasm; nucleus; aminoacyl-tRNA synthetase multienzyme complex. NCBI's taxonomy places the organism in Eukaryota, Metazoa, Echinodermata, Crinoidea, Comatulida, Comatulidae. The coding region runs from base 18 to 533 and encodes 171 amino acids. The record is from RefSeq and is a predicted model, not a curated record.
AACUCUUAACCUUUAAAAUGGCUGACACAAAACAUGAGAUACGAAGUAUCGCGAGAUAUUUUAGGGUUGAAAAUGUAAAAGUAAAUAUUAACAGUGAAACAAAGGCACCAGCUCUACAUGACAAUGGCACAACUCUGAAUGGACUGAGUACCAUAUUGCAGUAUCUUGCACAGAGAGACGCAUCUCAGGAAGAGUAUAGAAGUCCAGAGGAUAAGGCUAGCAUUAGACAAUGGUUGGAAUAUAGAGUAACAGAAGUGGAUAGAUGCGAGAAUGAAAAAGAUGUUUACUUAAUUUUAAAAGAAUUGAAUGCCUACUUAUCUAAUAAUACAUACUUUGUUGGUAACUGUCUUACUAUUGCCGACCUCUGUAUUUACCAUGGACUCCAUUCUAUUAUGAGUCAUCUUACCUACCAAGAAAAGGAGAAAUAUAAUCAUGUAUCAAGAUGGUUUCAUUUUAUCCAAUGUCAACCACAAUACAAGUCAGACUUGCCAAGUAUUCCAUUCCAGUCGCAGUCUCUGUACCCAGCAGUGUAACAAAUAGAACGUCUAGGGAUUAAUAUGUACUGUA